Cryptotermes secundus is the source of this 969-nucleotide messenger RNA. RefSeq lists its product as uncharacterized. The transcript has 3 exons. The record is from RefSeq and is a predicted model, not a curated record. The coding region runs from base 1 to 969 and encodes 322 amino acids. Lineage: Eukaryota; Metazoa; Arthropoda; Insecta; Blattodea; Kalotermitidae.
AUGAAGGGUGCUACCCUCCUCCUUCAGCACUCAGUGAGGUUCUAUCACCACAAUGUAACAGAGCAAAACGCCGCUAUAUACCCGAAGAGUGAGGUUGGCAACCGUGAUCCUAGUGCCUUUCAACUGGUAGUCGAUAUAAAGGCAAGCAGCGCUCGUGUCGCGACGGCAUACUGGACUGCAUUCAGCAUCAUGAAGUUGCACAUGUGCUUAAUGGUUAUCCUCUUCACCUCGGCCUUCGGAGCGAAGGAGGAGAAGAAGAAGGAGAAAAAAGAUCCUCAGGAGAAGGCCUCAGUCGGUAAGACAGAGAAGCGCGGUGUUGAGGAACUGAUCUACGUCCCUCAAGGACAUGACGACCACAAGCUGAUCGGUGGUUACGCGGGCGGGUACGGCUACGGGGACGCAGGGUACGAGUUGGGAGGCCAGCACAGCCUGGGCUUGCUGGGAUACGGGGACCACAACUUGAAUCCCUCCAGCCGCAUCAAAAGCAUCGUCAUCACAAAGGAAGUGGCAAUUCCUGUCCCUCAGCCGUAUCCAGUCCCGGUAGAGAAAACGAUCCCUUACCCCGUCAAAGUUCCCGUCCCAGUGCCUGUUGUGAAGCACUAUCCAGUUCCUGUGGUCAAACCUUACCCAGUCCCUGUAGAGAAGAAAGUGCCGUACCCAGUUGAGAAAAUUGUUCCGUACCCUGUGAAGGUUCCUGUAGAGGUCCCUGUCCAAGUCCCUCAUCCUGUGCCUGUAGCUAAGCCUUAUCCAGUGCCUGUGCAAGUUCCCCACCCAGUCUCUGUCCCUCACCCUGUAAUAGUGAAGAAACUGCAGCCAUUUCUCCUGGAGCACGGCGAUCUCUCUGGCGGCUACGUGGGUCUUGGCAGCCAUCAGAGCGCAGCCGUGGACUACAGUUACGAGGGCCUCGGCGAUGGCUACGCGUUCACAGGAAGCUCUGACGGAGUGUACACCCAGGGCGGAUACCAUUAG